Molecule: messenger RNA, 7210 nt
Organism: Drosophila simulans
Lineage: Eukaryota; Metazoa; Arthropoda; Insecta; Diptera; Drosophilidae
Gene: GluRIB
Product: glutamate receptor 1
Exons: 17
Coding region: 786-4073 (1095 amino acids)
Biological process (GO): modulation of chemical synaptic transmission; synaptic transmission, glutamatergic
Cellular component (GO): postsynaptic membrane; plasma membrane
Molecular function (GO): transmitter-gated monoatomic ion channel activity involved in regulation of postsynaptic membrane potential; glutamate-gated receptor activity
Source: RefSeq, a predicted model, not a curated record
CACACCUGCUCAGCAUCCAACUCAGUACUCAGUCGUGCGCGCGUCAAACAGGACGAUUACGGCGGAAAGUCUCGAGGAUGCUGGCUCUCUAGCGGUCUAGGGAAAUCGGAAAAUCGAAAGACGGACCCCAACGAACUACAGAUCGGGCCCAAAAACCGAAAUCGAGUCGAGUGAUAAAAGAAACCGCUGGGCAAAAAAAAAAAAAUAAAAAAGGAGCAAAAGAUAAAGCUAAGCAAAAAGAAAACCGAGCGCGCAUUAAGUGAUAAUAAAGUAGCGGCAAUCAUUUUAAAAAUUGUGUGCCAGCUUAUGCAAAUGUAAAAGUCGCUUAAGAGCCAAUUCCCAAAUAUUUCUCAAGUUUCGCCCCAAAGAAAAAAAAAUCGAAGAAAAAGCUAAGCAAGAAAAGCCGCAAUUUAAGUGUGCUGUGUGUGACCAAACAACUUACAAAGCCACCAAGAAAACCAAAAAAAAAAAGUAAAGGACCAAGGAAAAAUAAAUCUGAAGGAGUGGAAGGAAUUGUAAGCCGCAAAUGAACAGCGACAAAUGCUCGGCCCUCUUUUUUGCAGCACAAAUUAUGCAAAUGCUGCGCUAAGUGCGGCAAAAUGCUCGCAAUGCCAGCGACGACAAGCUACAACUACAACUACAACUGCAGAAAAUAAGCGGAAAAGCAGAAUUAGCAGCAGCAACAACAACAAGAGGAGUCCUGUUCCGCAGGAAUAGCAAGGAUAUAGCAAUAUAACAACAAGGCAGCACCGCCAGCAUCAGCAGCAGUAUCAACGGGCUGCAAAAUGCGCUUUGGCUUAAAGUUGAGCUGCCUUUGGCCAAGCUUUUUAUUAUGGCUAACAUGGAGCAGUGGCGGCGGUGGAGGUAGAUGGUGGGGAGUCAGCGCACAGCCAUCAUUAACCGAGAAAAUCCCAUUAGGUGCCAUUUUCGAGCAGGGAACCGACGAGGUGCAAUCGGCCUUCAAGUACGCGAUGCUCAAUCACAACCUGAACGUCUCAUCCCGUCGAUUCGAGCUGCAGGCCUACGUGGAUGUGAUCAAUACGGCGGAUGCCUUUAAAUUGUCACGACUGAUUUGCAAUCAGUUCUCAAGGGGCGUAUACUCGAUGCUGGGAGCCGUUUCGCCCGACUCCUUCGACACACUGCACUCCUACUCGAAUACCUUCCAGAUGCCCUUCGUGACGCCCUGGUUUCCCGAGAAGGUGCUUACGCCAUCGUCUGGCUUCCUCGACUUUGCCCUCAGCAUGCGCCCGGAUUAUCAUCAGGCCAUCAUUGAUACAAUACAAUUUUAUGGCUGGCGCAAAAUAAUUUAUCUCUACGAUUCCCACGAUGGUCUGCUGCGCCUCCAGCAAAUAUACCAGGGCCUGCGGCCCGGCAACGAGUCCUUCCAAGUGGAGCUGGUCAAACGCAUCUCUAAUGUCAGCAUGGCCAUCGAGUUCCUGCACACGCUGGAGCAGAUCGGCCGAUUCGAGAACAAGCACAUCGUCCUGGACUGCCCCACGGAAAUGGCCAAGCAAAUACUCAUCCAGCAUGUGCGUGAUUUGCGACUGGGCCGUCGCACCUACCACUAUUUGCUGAGUGGUUUGGUCAUGGACGAUCGCUGGGAGAGCGAGAUAAUCGAAUUUGGCGCUAUUAACAUCACGGGCUUCCGCAUCGUGGACACGAAUCGGCGGCUGGUCCGUGAGUUCUACGACAGCUGGAAGCGCUUGGACCCACAGAUGAGUGUGGGCGCUGGCCGUGAAUCGAUUUCGGCCCAGGCAGCGCUCAUGUACGAUGCCGUUUUCGUCCUGGUGGAGGCGUUCAACAAAAUCCUGCGCAAGAAGCCCGACCAGUUCCGGAACAAUGUGCAGCGUCGCAGUCAGACGCUGAUGGUGGCCCAGGCGGCGGCCUCCACGUCCAGCGAUGGCUACAACUACAGCGCCAGCGGUGGAGGUGGUGGCAAUGGUGGUGCGGGCGGUGGAUUCGCUGGUAGCGAUUCCGGAGGAUCCGGUGGCAUGGCCUCGCGAGCACUGGACUGCAAUACGGCCAAGGGCUGGGUGAAUGCCUGGGAGCACGGCGAUAAAAUAUCGCGUUAUUUGAGAAAGGUGGAAAUCGAGGGCCUAACCGGGGACAUCAAAUUCAACGAUGACGGCAGGCGCGUCAAUUACACGCUGCACGUCGUCGAGAUGACAGUAAACAGCGCCAUGGUCAAGGUGGCCGAGUGGAAUGACGAUGCCGGACUGCAGCCCCUAAAUGCCAAGUACGUACGAUUGCGUCCGCACGUGGAGUUCGAGAAGAACCGGACCUACAUCGUGACCACUGUCCUGGAGGAGCCCUACAUCAUGCUGAAGCAGGUGGCCUUCGGUGAGAAGCUGCACGGCAACAAUCGCUUCGAAGGAUACUGCAAGGACCUGGCCGAUCUGCUGGCCAAGGAGCUGGGCAUUAACUACGAGCUGCGCCUGGUCAAGGAUGGCAAUUACGGCUCGGAGAAAUCCAGUGCCCAUGGCGGCUGGGACGGAAUGGUGGGUGAGCUGGUGCGCAAGGAAGCGGAUAUUGCGAUUGCCGCCAUGACGAUUACCGCCGAACGCGAACGUGUCAUCGACUUUAGCAAGCCGUUCAUGUCGCUGGGCAUCUCCAUCAUGAUUAAGAAGCCAGUGAAGCAGACGCCCGGCGUGUUCAGCUUCAUGAAUCCUUUAUCACAGGAAAUUUGGGUGAGCGUCAUCUUCAGUUACAUCGGCGUGAGCAUCGUGCUAUUCUUUGUGUCGCGCUUCUCGCCACAUGAAUGGCGGCUCGUGCAACAGCAGCCGCAGCAAUCACAGUCGCCAGAUCCGCAUGCACAUCACGAACAGCUUGCCAAUCAGCAGCCGCCCGGCAUCAUCGGAGGUGCACCACUGCCCGCUCCCCCGGGACCACCCACACCGGGCGCCCAGACGGCAGCAGGAGCAGCUGCCCUGCAGGCCGCCCUCUCCGCCGGAAGUCCCGGUUCCGGAGGCUCCUCCUCGGCGGCGGUGAACGAGUUCAGCGUGUGGAACUCCUUCUGGUUCUCGCUGGCCGCCUUCAUGCAGCAGGGAUGCGAUCUGUCGCCGAGGUCCGUGUCCGGACGAAUUGCAGCCGCCUCGUGGUUCUUUUUCACCCUGAUACUCAUCUCCUCGUACACGGCCAACCUGGCCGCCUUCCUCACCGUGGAGCGAAUGGUCACGCCGAUCAAUUCACCGGAGGACCUGGCCAUGCAGACGGAGGUGCAGUACGGCACUCUGCUGCACGGCUCCACGUGGGAUUUCUUCCGGCGCUCCCAAAUCGGACUCCACAACAAGAUGUGGGAGUACAUGAACUCGCGCAAGCACGUCUUCGUGCCAACCUACGAUGAGGGGAUCAAACGUGUGCGCAACUCCAAGGGCAAGUACGCCCUCCUGGUGGAGUCACCCAAAAACGAGUAUGUGAACGCCCGCGAGCCCUGCGACACAAUGAAAGUGGGCCGCAAUCUGGAUACAAAGGGAUUUGGCAUCGCCACGCCGCUCGGUUCGGCGCUCAAGGACCCCAUCAAUCUGGCCGUGCUGACGCUAAAGGAGAACGGCGAGCUGAUCAAGUUGCGGAACAAAUGGUGGUACGAGAAGGCGGAAUGCAGCACCCACAAGGACGGUGAGACCUCGCACAGCGAACUAUCGCUGAGCAAUGUGGCCGGUAUAUUCUACAUCCUGAUUGGCGGCCUGCUCGUCAGCGUGUUCGUGGCCAUCCUGGAGUACUGCUUCCGCAGCAGGGAUUCGCGUUCCGCGUCCAGUGGUUCCGGCAUGGGCUUGGGCAUGGGACUGGGCGGCGGCAUGAGUGGCGGCAGUCUGGGUAAGGCCAAUGGAUCCAUGAUGUUGGGUCCGUCGAGCGCCGUGCCCGGCGGGAUGCCGUCCUCACAUCAAAGGAGCACGCUGACGGACACCAUGCACGCCAAGGCGAAAUUGACCAUUCAAGCGAGUCGCGACUAUGACAACGGACGCGUCGGGUAUCUCAAUUGCGCCUCGUUGCAGUACUAUCCGCCCGCCCAGCUCUCGGCCACGCCCCCCGACGCCGGGGACUCCCUGCACAUGAACGCCCACGGGCAGGUCUGACAUGAGCAUGCGCAGGAGUCGCGCCUCUGACGCACUCCCUGCGCGCCCACGAUCCGCCGGAUAAUGGCCAACAGCCGCCAGGAGACGGAGAAGAUGAUGGGCGGCGGUCACGGCGGUACAGUGACCGUAUCCGUUCCGGCCACCUGCUCCAGCAGCAUGAACGGCAGCCACGAGGGCAGUCUCACGUUGUCGCCGAGCAGCGGGAGUGCCACACUGAUGCGCCACUCGCCGGACAUCAACCAGCAUCCGUAUGGCAAGUAAGUGCUCGGAUGGGUUGUUAGCUAUAAGGACACCUAGUCGUAAGUGCCGCAAACCAACCACACGCAAUAACACAUCGGCAGAAGCUUAAAAAACGCUGCAUACUUUAAGGCGAGCCAUUUUGCACAGGAGAUUUAUUCUACAAAUUUUAAAUUUGAAUAAAAUUUGGCAAUUUUGGCAUUAAGAAAAAAAUUAUUUAAAAAUUAAACCACAUUUUUAAAAAAUGACAAAUAUUUUUAUCAUUACCCAAGGCCACUUGUUAUUAGAAUGUAAGCUUUAUUCAAAAUCAUUACCCAGUUUCGAAAAUGCGUUGAAUUUUUCAUGCAACGCAUUUAAAUCAUUUAAUGCAAAAAUGUGUGCGUUAUUGAAAAGUGCAAGUAAUUUGAAAAUUAAACCGUUUUCAAAAGUGAAAAUGCGAGGAAAUGCGCUGAAAAAUGCAUGGCUCGCGUUGAGAACAAAAUUGAUGGUUAUUAAUUUGCAAUAAGUGCGCAAGAAUUUCACAAUAAAUCUCAUAGCCGUGCGAUGCAGCAAAGUAUGUAGCUUUAUUUAUGCGGCCGCAUUCAAAUAAUUGCGCUGCGCAAUCAUUUGGCAAACAAAUUUUUUUAGAGCCUGUCGGCAGGGCAAUGCAAAUGAAUGGUAUAAAUUAUUGCAUUACUGUUAACAGUCAGCUGAGCUGAGCUGAGCUGGGGAGGAUCGGAUUGGAUCGGUUCGGUUUGGUUUGGAUGAGAUGCAGUCAGGUGGAGUGGUGAAAUGAGAGGUGCGAGGACAAACAAGCAAAUGACAACAUACAUGAGGCGGAAAGGACAACAUGACAAACACAAAAUAACCAUAAAGACACACACACACACAUAAAUAAGCGGCCAGCUGCAUACUUACAUAUAUAGUAUAGUAUGUAUACACGUAAACACUGCAAUUCAUUGCAUUCAAAUGACUGAUUAAUAUUUUUAAUAAACAAAAACAACAAAUGCGCCGCAACUCAAUAGCUAAAAGGAAAAAUUGCGAAAACACGCACAAAACAUGGGAUAAGUGUUCAGUUUUUUUCCACCUCAAUUAUCAUGGCAGGAUUUGUUGUCGCAUAUUUGUUUAUAAUUAAAUUACAGAAAAUACUGGCUAGCAAAAAAAGGCUAGGUAAUGAAUACAAAGCGAGUGUCAGGCGGGGGCCCGAACACAAAUAUUGUAAUAAAUUAAUUAGCGCUGAAUAAAGAAAAUAGUUUAACUCAUAGUUGGACUCGUGGAUUCAGCAUAAACAAGUGGAAAAAAUCAGACAAGUGGCUAAAUAGCAGAAUUUUAAUUAAAUUUAUUUUAAUUGAAAUUGUUUUGAUUUCUGAGCUGCGCGAAGUGAGAAUAAUUUUCGCAGAUUAUUACAUUUUGCUAUUUUAAAUCCACUUUUGUUCUAACCAGAUUUAUUUAACUAUUUUUUACUCCUAUCCUGAUGGGUGUCAUUUUGUACUCCGCCCCUCCCAGUGAGUAGUUACUAACUAUUAGGAUAGGCUAGUUAUAGUGUUUGAAUUGUGAGGCAAAUCAAGCAACAACAAAUGUCGCAUACUUCCGCAUUGAAAUUGGGCAAAGCAAGCAGGAUGUAGCUGUAAUUAAUAAUUGUAAAAACUAAUAAAUAAAACCGACUCUAACUGUAGUUAAAUUUUAGCAUAUUUAGUAUACUUUGCAUUGGCAUGGAUCACGUUCUUAAUUGUACAUAAAACAUGCGAAAUAAUUGGGCAAAAGUUGAACACUAAAAACAAUAAGAGGAAAGGAAUGCGAGAUACCAUAACAAUGAUCAAGUCAUAUCAAAAGGCAUUCAAAAUGGUACUAAUAUUAUCCAAGCUAACAUAACAAGUUGAACAAACCUUUAAAUCCAAAAAUACUUAAAACUAUUGUAAAAUAUUUAUGAAUUUAUCGUUGUUAGCUCAAAAAUUGUGUGUGCAUAAAAUUGAUUAGAGCAUUUAUUUUUAAAACCAUUUAAUACUUCGGUUUACGCUUCCCAUUCCUUAUGGUUUUUCGGGAUGGUUGGGUGUGCCGGUGCCUAAAUGUUUUAUAAGCCAGGCGGGGAGACUUCAAACAACAACUGUUGCAGGUGAAUUGCAUUUAAACUCAAUUUUCGUUAUUUAAUCUAUGACAAAAUCAAAACGAAAAUCAAACAAAGCCGCUAAAGUGCAUAAAUAAAUUUAAUAUCAAUAGUAAACAGAAAAUUCAAAUAAAACUACCGAGAUAUAUGUAUGUUCAAGUGCAAGAGUAAAUACCUAUAAAUAUAAAUGGUAAACUGUCUAAACAAAUAAGUAUUUAUAUAUACAUAUAUACCGAUGCGUUUGCAAGUGGAAAACUAGAAAUGUGUUGCUAGAGAAAGGACUACGAAUCAAAUCAGAUAAUAAAAAUCCAGAGACAGAGCCAAAAAAAAAAGGAAAAAACUCAAUUGACACCGCCAAACAAAAAACAUGGGCAUUCAUGCGAAUUUUGCCCCCGGCAACAUGACUACAAUAUUAAAGAAAUCAAAAUACAAUUAGUAUUAAAAUGCAUAGCCGUAAGUUAAAAUCAAAAUUUGAAUAUAACAAAAAUGUACUUUUAUUUUAUAACACUUUCACUUAAAUUGAUUAAGUUCUGACUUUUAGCCCGGGAACCUUUUGAGAUGCCAAUUUGAAUUCGCCCCCUCCAUAUAGUCUUGCUUAACCACGUGUAUAAAUUUCCAAUUUAUUUGUAAAAUAUUACCAAAGUAAAUACAUGGAAAUGAGCAGCCGUCGGUCAGAGCGGGACAUUUGAUAUAUUUAUUAACAUUUAGCAAACAUAUUGUUAUCGAAUUGCAUUUAACUGCCCGAAACCGAAGUGAAAGCAUAAUGAAAGCAAACAAAGAUGGUAAAUAAAACUAGCAUAAUAAUAAAUAUUUUAAA